Gossypium arboreum is the source of this 3609-nucleotide messenger RNA. RefSeq names its product receptor-like serine/threonine-protein kinase NCRK. The transcript has 12 exons. NCBI's taxonomy places the organism in Eukaryota, Viridiplantae, Streptophyta, Magnoliopsida, Malvales, Malvaceae. Gene Ontology annotation, biological process: protein phosphorylation. Bases 792 to 2705 code for a protein of 637 amino acids. Gene Ontology annotation, molecular function: protein kinase activity; ATP binding. The record is from RefSeq and is a predicted model, not a curated record.
UUUAUACUUUUUUUUUUCUCUUUUAGUUUGGUGAUUCUAUUAUUGUUUGAAGUAUCAUGUUCAGUUCAUGUUUGGUAUGGUCUGGAAACAAGCCAUAAUUGAGUUUUGUAGAUAGGUAUGUGUCUUUUUUACUCCAUUAAUGCAGUUGCAGCUGGACUGGUGGAGUGGGGAAGUAAUGCCUUCAAUGCCAUUACUUUGAUAAUCAAUAAUACCACAUGUUUGAAGUAACUACAUGGGUUUUCUUAAUGACUGCCUUAGGACUUCAUAUAUAAUAAUAUUUUUACUUAAAUGUAUUGCAAAUGGUAUAUAGACAAUAUUAUUAUUAUGAAUAGUAUAUAAGGUAGUCUUAAAGAGUGCCGCAAUCGUAAGCAAAAUCCAUACUAAAAUAACAGCUGUAGAGCUUUUAUGUUUACCCUUAGGACACCUGUGCAACGGAGGCCUUUUCGUUACUUUCUUUUGCUUCGGUGUUGCUUUCCCCGGAACCGUAGAUAGAUAUGAAUGAAUUUUGUGAAGUUUGUUAUAGAAUUUUUGGUAGAGAACACCGGUAUUCAGUGUUAUUUGCUUGCUUGACUGAUUUACUCAAGGGUUGAAACAACAGAAUUAUCAACGUAAGCUGUUGGUUGGCCAAACAUGAACUUGGCAGUACCUAUCAUGCUAUAUUUAUUUGCCUUCUUUUUGGUAUUCUGAUCAUCAGAUUUAAGAGUCUCGAUUGGAGGCAUUAAAAAAUCAGGGAAGUGUAACAGUGUCCUUCCUCUGGCUUCUAAUGAAGUUUAGUGUUCGGAUCUGGAUAAAUGAAGCUCGAAGUGGAAGUUGUUGUUGUUUGUAUCAUUAGUUUGAUUUGGAUUCAGCAAAGCCUUUGUGACGAAUUUUCUAAUACAUCGGGUUUAAGCAACUGGACAUGCACAUGCUCUUCCGGAAACCAGAGCUAUAUCCUUAAAUCUAACUGUUCUAGGUCCUGUGAUUGCAAUCCAGUUGAAUCAAGUGGAGACAGGUGGACAUGCGUAUGUGCCACUAAUGGAUUUCCCGAAGUAGCAGUCGACAAUUAUGAUACUACCUGUUUUACAGCCUGCAACUGCACUGCUGGGUCUCUUCCAGAGGUGCCAGCUUCAAGAAAGCACUACACUAACAGAGUUGUAGUAAUUGUUCUAUUGGUCUCUGUAAUCCUCACAACUCUGUCAUUUAUUGCUUCGAUAACAUGCUAUUUCUAUCGGAAAGACAACUGUCCGGAAUGCCCCAUCCAACCCUCAAUAUUCUUGUCAGAUAAAGAAACUAGUUGCAAUGGUGCUACCAACUUACUAAGUCAGAAGAGUUCUUUGCUGUCGGAAACUAAGAUUAACAUCGGCUUCCCCACAAGGCCUCUUGCAGGUUGCUUUCAGAAGGUUUCAUUCCUUUGUCCAAGCAAACCGGGGACUGUACUCGGGACAGUUUUCCAGUUUGCCUACUCUGAACUGGAAAAUGCAACCAAUAAGUUCUCCGAUUCCAACCUCAUAGGAGUUGGAGGAAGUAGUUAUGUGUACCGAGGUCAGCUCAAGGAUGGAAGAAUUGUUGCAGUAAAACGACUUAAAGUUCAAGGAGGUCCUGAUGCAGAUUCUAUCAUUUCGACAGAGGUUGAGCUGUUGUCAAGGGUACAUCAUUGUCAUGUUGUACCUUUGCUUGGCUACUGUUUGGAAUUCAGCGGGAAACAUGCUGAGAGACUGCUGGUAUUUGAGUACAUGCAUAAUGGUAAUUUGAGGGAAUGUUUGAAUGGGAUUUGGGGGGAGAAUCUGACUUGGGAAACUCGUGUUUCGAUUGCUAUCGAUGCCGCAAAGGGCUUGGAAUAUCUCCACGAAGCGGCUGCUCCCAGAAUUUUGCAUAGAGAUAUAAAAUCCACAAACAUUCUUCUUGACAAGAACUGGAGAGCAAAAAUAACUGAUCUCGGUAUGGCCAAACGUUUAAGAGCUGAUGGAGUUCCCAGCUGUUCCAGUUCUCCAGCAAGAAUGCAGGGAACCUUUGGUUAUUUUGCACCCGAAUAUGCAAUUGUUGGAAAAGCCUCACUUAUGUCGGAUGUUUUCAGUUUCGGCGUUGUUCUUCUGGAACUCAUCACUGGUCGACAACCCAUCCAUAAAUCAAACAAUAAAGAAGAAAGUCUUGUUAUAUGGGCUACCCCUAGGUUACAGGAUUGUAAGCAGGUGACCCCAGAGUUACCUGACCCACGUUUGAAAGGCAAUUUUCCAGAAGAAGAGAUGCAGAUAAUGGCUUACCUAGCAAAGGAGUGCUUGCUGUUGGACCCUGAUGCUCGACCGACAAUCAGUGAAGUUGUUCAAAUCCUCUCAACUAUUGCUCCGGAUAAAUCUAAAAGAAGAAAUGUUCAUGUCAACUUUCUCCAGAUGUCAUCUGCCCAUAACAUGAAGAAUGAAACUCUUGUAGAAAGACAUCAAAGUGUAAUUGAGGCUUUAUACGACACAGAUGAGUACAUGCCAACUGAAUCUACAAACUCAACCGAAAUCUCACUGCCAUUACGCACAGACGGUAUUGGAACUGUUGGAAAACAAAGGGAUACCCUUUCUGCUGAGUGCUUGGAGAGACUGGUUCUUUUGAGUUCCAAUACUAGGAGUUGGGGUGUCCCUGAUGAUGAAGCAGUGGACUUAACUGAACCUCGACUCGAAUCGUUCGAUGUGGCAAAUAUCAAGUCCCUCAGAGAAGAACAAUCCUACGGAUUGGCUUAACAUGCUAUAUACACAAGUUAGCCAUUGGAUUUUUGAGAAAAUAUUUCUUUGUUAUUUUAUUUGUUCUGGAGAGUAUUUUUGGCGGAAUAGGCCAAACAUAGGUAGGUUGUGUUAGUACUAGGUCACAGUUUAUUCCUUGAUUGGAUUUCAUGCGUUUGUACAGAAAAUGAAAAAUCAAAUGAAGUUUGUAGAUGAGAGUGCAUUGGUCCUCUUUCAGCUUUCUUGAUGGACCUCACUAGCUUGUUCCUAAGCAAAUAUAUGCUGGUAAUUUUGUCAUAUUUCUCCUCAUUUUAGCUUUAAACCAGAUGAGUUGUCAUCAAAUAUUCAACUCCCAAGUUUUAAAUUGUGUCUCACUCCACCUAUGCUCUAUAAAAAUAAUUUUAACCAGUACAAAGUUCCUGUGUUAGUUGGGUGUCAUUUACUAUUAUUAUUGCAGAGAGUUGAAAUCUCCCUUUGAAUGGUAGUUGUCAUAUGACUUUGAGAAAGGAUGGUGUAAUUCAUCAACUUAUAUAACAAUCUCACCGGAUAUAAGAUAUCUUUCCAAAGUCUUAUCUCCUCAACCAACAAUGGAUCCACCUCCUCUACCUCCAACUCCACCACCGACGACACCGCUGCUAGCUCCGUCACCUCCAGAAGGAGGGUUAUGGGAAUCAUGUUUGUGGUUUCUGUGUUGCUGUGGAAUAUUCAGAAGCUGCUGCCCUCCACUGUUUGAACCAGGGCCACCUCCUCCGUAGAUCUGCAUUCUUUUUUCUCUUUUUGGAAUGUAUGAGUAUUUUACAAGGAUUUAAUUAUUUGGAACAUGAUGAUUGGUUCUUGUGGUUUGUCAUUCUUCUUAUUAUCUGCUAAUCUAUGUAGCAACUGAGAUUAGUGAUGCAAAAUUUAUGAAUUUAUAGCUUUCUUCUAA